Drosophila ficusphila is the source of this 1805-nucleotide messenger RNA. It is a transcript of the gene Nmd3, whose product is annotated as 60S ribosomal export protein NMD3. Gene Ontology annotation, biological process: ribosomal large subunit export from nucleus. The record is from RefSeq and is a predicted model, not a curated record. NCBI's taxonomy places the organism in Eukaryota, Metazoa, Arthropoda, Insecta, Diptera, Drosophilidae. Gene Ontology annotation, cellular component: cytoplasm; nucleus. Gene Ontology annotation, molecular function: ribosomal large subunit binding. The transcript has 2 exons. Bases 144 to 1709 code for a protein of 521 amino acids.
UUUUCCGAUCACUGCAAACGAUGUCCCUUUAUCGAUUACUUUUACUCGCACGUGUUUACAAAUUUGUGUAGAAGCACUUGGAAUUUAACGUCGCUGCAACGCCAUUGUGAAUUUAGAAAAGCAGAGAGGCCUCCAAAGGAUUGAUGGAUCACGAAUACGCUGGCGUUAACGCUAUGGGCGUUGGGGAGGCCAAGGUUGAGGCCCCUAACGCGGUUAUCCUGUGCUGCGAGUGCGGAGUGGCCAUCCAGCCGAACCCAGCCAACAUGUGCGUCACCUGCCUCCGCAACCAUGUCGACAUUACGGAGAACAUUCCGAAGCAGGCGGUGCUCCACUUCUGCCGCAACUGCGAGCGCUACCUGCAGCCGCCGAACGAGUGGAUCCAGGCCUCCCUGGAGUCCCGCGAGCUCCUGGCCGUCUGCCUCAAAAAGCUGAAGGGCCUUAAGGACGUGAAGCUGGUGGACGCGGGCUUCAUAUGGACGGAACAGCACUCGAAGCGCAUCAAGGUAAAGUUGACCGUGCACGGCGAGAUUACCGGAGGGACGGUUCUGCAGCAGGUCUUCGUUGUGGAGUUCACGGUGCAGAAUCAGAUGUGCAACGACUGCCACCGCACCGAGGCCAAGGACUUUUGGCGCUGCCUGGUGCAGGUGCGUCAGCGGGCGGAGAACAAAAAGACCUUCUACUACCUGGAGCAGCUGAUCCUUAAGCACAAGGCCCACGAGAACACUCUGGGCAUCAAGCCCGAACACGGCGGUCUGGACUUCUUCUACGCCAGCGAUAACCAUGCGCGCCGAAUGGUGGACUUUCUGCUGACAAUGGUGCCCGGCAAGGUGACCACCUCGAAGCGUCUCAUCUCGCACGAUAUCCACAGCAACAACUAUAACUACAAGUACAACUGGUCGGUGGAGAUAGCUCCGGUUUCGAAGGACAGUGCAGUUUGCCUGUCCAAGAAGCUGCGCCACCAGCUGGGUAAUCUCUCGCCGUUGGUCCUGGUCAACCGGGUGUCCAGCAGCAUUCACCUGAUCGACCCAAUGACAGCACAGAUUGCAGAGCUCACAUCGCAGGUGUACUUCAGAGCUCCUUUUGAGGCCAUUUGUAAUCCCAAGCAGCUGGUUGAGUAUGUCGUCAUGGACAUCGAUGUGAUCAUGGAGAAGGACCGUAAGACUUAUCCCGGCCAGGGGCAGGUCUCCUUCAAGCACGCCCUCUGCGACAUCUGGGUGGUGCGUGCCUCAGAACUGGGCAUCAACGAUAACCCCAUCCACACACGCUCCCACUUGGGACACCUGCUCAAGGUUGGCGAUUCUGUGAUGGGCUACAACACCGGCGAGGCCAACAUCAACGACCAGGAGUUCGAGAAGCUGUCGCCAGAGCAAAUUCCAGAUGUGAUCCUGGUGCGCAAGCACUACGAUCGCCAGACCAGGCUUAGCCAGCGCGUGUGGAAGAUCAAGCAUCUGGCGGCGGAGGCCACCGAUGAGCGCAGCAAGUACGACUACCACGAGUUCCUCGACGAUCUUGAGGAGAACGAGGACAUCCGCGGCCAGGUAAACAUCUACCGGGACAGCAACAAGACGAUACCGAUCGAGGCGCAGGCCGCUGGCGGGGACGUGCCCCAGAUUACGCUGGAGGAGAUGUUGGAGGACAUGACGCUCGAGUGCGCUGACGACGAAAUGGGCGAAGGGGAAGGGGCCGAAGAGGCCGAGCCACAGUUGUAGUUUUUUUUAUUUAUACCACGCUUUUUUUUACUCAUGUAUGCCUUGUACAUAUUCGCUUGAUUCACGUAAACAACUAGGAAACUAGAGGAAACCUAA